Molecule: messenger RNA, 1574 nt
Organism: Condylura cristata (star-nosed mole)
Lineage: Eukaryota; Metazoa; Chordata; Mammalia; Eulipotyphla; Talpidae
Gene: CPA3
Product: carboxypeptidase A3 (mast cell)
Exons: 11
Coding region: 6-1256 (416 amino acids)
Biological process (GO): proteolysis
Molecular function (GO): metallocarboxypeptidase activity; zinc ion binding
Source: RefSeq, a predicted model, not a curated record
GAGCCAUGCGGUUCCUCCUGCCUGUGGUUUUGGCUGUUGGCAUUGCCUCUGCUCCUGUUCGCUUUGACAGGGAGAAGGUGUUUCGUGUGAAGCCCCAGGAUGACAAACAAGCAAACCUCAUAAAGGACUUGGCCAAAACCAACGAGCUGGACUUCUGGUAUCCAGAUGCCCUCCAUCAUGUAGCUGCCAACAUGACAAUGGAUUUCCGAGUCAACAAAAAGAAGUCCCAGUUCAUCCAAGCUGCCUUAGAUCAAAAUAAAAUGCACUAUGAAAUCUUAAUUCAUGAUCUACAAGAAGAGAUUGAGAAACAGUUUGAUGUUAGAGAAGAGAGCUCAUACAAGCACAGCUAUGGAAAGUAUAAUAACUGGGACAAGAUUAUUGCUUGGACUGAAAAAAUGGUGGAUAAGCAUCCCAAAAUGAUCACUCGUAUUACAAUUGGAAAAACUGCUGAAGAUAAUCCACUGUAUGUUCUCAAGAUUGGGGGAAAGGAUGGAAGAAGAAAGGCUAUCUUUAUGGAUUGUGGCAUUCAUGCACGAGAAUGGAUCUCCCCAGCAUUCUGUCAGUGGUUUGUCUAUCAGGCAACCAAAACCUAUGGGAAAAACAAAAUUAUGACUAAACUCCUGGACCAAAUGAAUUUUUAUGUUCUUCCUGUGUUCAAUGUUGAUGGAUAUAUUUGGUCAUGGACACAGGACCGAAUGUGGAGGAAAAAUCGUUCCAAGAACCCGAACUCCAAAUGCAUUGGUACUGACAUCAACAGGAAUUUUAAUGUCUCAUGGAACUCUUUUUCUGACACUAAGAACCCCUGUAGUCCUAUCUAUCGGGGCCCUGCACCAGAGUCUGAAAAAGAGACAAAAGCUGUCACUGACUUUAUCCGAAGAAACCGGAAAUUAAUCAAGGCCUACAUCACCUUCCAUUCCUACUCCCAGAUGAUACUGUUCCCUUACGGAUAUACAACAGAAUUGCCACCUGGUUACAAUGACCUGGUCAAAGUUGCAAAGAUAGGAGCCCAUGUUCUGUCAACAAGAUAUGAAACGCAGUACAUCCAUGGUCCAAUAGCAUCAACACUUUAUCCCAUAUCAGGUUCUUCUUUAGACUGGGCUUACAACUUGGGCAUCAAACACACCUUUGCCUUUGAGCUCCGAGAUAAAGGCAAAUUUGGUUUUCUCCUUCCAGAAUCUCAGAUAAAGCCAACCUGUAAAGAGACCAUGCUAGCUGUCAAAUAUAUUGCAAAGUACAUCCUCAAGCAUGCUUGCUAAAGAGUUUUCAUCUUUGUGGAAUAAGCCUAAUAAUCUUUCUUUAUGCCUUUCACAAGAAAGUUAUCUUCAAUUAGCUCUAGAUGUAUUCUUCUCAUCACCUGAAUAGGCCCCCUCUCCUGCUCACUCAACUACUAGUUAUUUCUUUUUGAUUUUAUUUUAUCUCAGCAGUACCUUAAAAGAGGUGCCACUAGCUAUAUGUGCAAGUUUUUAUUCUCUUUCUUUGUUUAAAGUAAAAUCUAAAGCCAGCAUAUGGCAUCUGAGAGAUUUAAAGGUGAAGUAAGCCAUACCAAGAAAUAAAAACCUUCAAUUUCUCUAGAA